AUGAAUAACACGGUUGAUAUAUCAUCUAUACCAGCUAUAUGUACUAUUUGUCAAACAAGUUAUGGUUUUACUUCAGCGGAUAUACGUGCUAUUGUUGUUCUUGUUAUUCUUACUAGUAUUGCACUCGUAAUAUGUUAUACAGGUGUACUAUGGUUUGCUAUUCGUACACGUUUUAUUCCGGAUAAAAAAGCAAUUAUCGAGGAAGAUGUAAUUACAAAUCAGGCAUUUAAUUAUGAUGAGGAUAUUGAAGAAAAUGUACAAAAUAUACCCAAUAUAGCAACACAACCUGCUAUACUUACGGUGGAAAAUGAAAAAGAACGGUAUUAA
This is a messenger RNA of Adineta steineri, 327 nucleotides long. NCBI's taxonomy places the organism in Eukaryota, Metazoa, Rotifera, Eurotatoria, Adinetida, Adinetidae. The record is from the annotation of a GenBank genome assembly.